AAAAUUAUUUUGAGAGUUUUGAAAUACCAAACACCCUCUUAACCCUAAACUCACAACACUUGCACUGCCUUUUCCUUCUAUACUCGAUCUUCUUUCUUCAAAUCGUCGUCUUCGUCUUUGUCUCUUCAAACAAACAAUUUUUUAGAGAUGGUGAAGGUUCGGAUGAACACGGCGGACGUGGCCGCCGAAGUCAAGUGCUUGCGUCAAUUAAUCGGGAUGCGUUGUUCUAAUGUCUAUGACCUUUCUCCUAAGACAUAUGUUUUCAAAUUGAUGAACAGCAGUGGAAUUACUGAAUCCGGAGAGAGUGAGAAGGUUUUGUUGCUGAUGGAAAGCGGUGUACGUUUGCAUACCACUGCAUACCUUAGGGAUAAAAGUAACACUCCUUCUGGCUUCACUCUCAAAUUGCGAAAACACAUCAGAACUAGAAGGCUUGAGGAUGUACGCCAGCUUGGAUAUGAUCGGAUAAUUCUCUUUCAAUUUGGGGUUGGUGCUAAUGCUUACUAUAUUAUAUUGGAGCUAUAUGCACAAGGGAACAUACUCCUCACUGAUUCCGAAUUCAUGGUUUUGACUCUUCUGCGUUCACACAGGGAUGAUGAUAAAGGAUAUGCAAUCAUGGCACGUCAUCAUUAUCCAGUUGAAAUCUGUAGAGUCUUUGAGCGGACAGAUGGUGCAAAGUUACAGGCAACUCUUACAUCUUUUAACAAUCAAGAAAGUAAUGAUCAGGUGGAAGGUGGUGCAGGUGAAAAAGACGAACCUGCACCACAAAAGAAGGGUAACCGAAAGGCUGGGAAGUCAAAUGAUUCUAGUAAAAAGAAGGAUGGGGCCCAAGCUAAACAGGCUACAUUGAAGGUUGUUCUUGGGGAUGCUUUGGGCUAUGGUCCAGCACUAUCAGAACAUAUUAUAUUAGAUGCUGGUUUAACUCCAAACUUGAAAGUUUCAAAGGAUUUGAAAUUAGAUGAUGGUAGUAUUCAGGCUCUUUCUGAAGGUGUUAAGAGGUUUGAAGAUUGGCUGGAGGAUGUUAUAUCAGGUACUAAAGUUCCAGAAGGUUACAUCUUAAUGCAACAGAAGAAAAUGGUGAAGGAUCAACCCCCUGUUGAUUCAUCUGCCACUGAUCAGAUUUAUGAUGAGUUUUGCCCGUUGUUAUUAAAUCAAUUUAAGUCAAGGGUGUCUGUAAGCUUUGAGACAUUUGAUGCUGCAUUGGAUGAAUUCUAUAGUAAAAUUGAAAGCCAACGAGCUGAACAACAACAGCAAGCAAAAGAGAGUUCUGCAAUGCAGAAACUUACAAAGAUUAAAAAUGAUCAGGAAAACCGUGUGCAAGUUUUGAAGAAAGAAGUGGAUCGAUCUGUUACAAUGGCAGAACUUAUAGAAUACAAUUUGGAAGAUGUGGAUGCUGCUAUUUUGGCUGUUAGAGUAGCUCUUGCAAAUGGUAUGAAUUGGGAUGAUUUAACUCGAAUGGUGAAAGAAGAGAAGAAAUCUGGAAACCCUGUUGCGGGAAUUAUUGAUAAGUUACAUCUUGAAAGAAAUUCCAUGAGUUUGUUAUUGAGUAAUAAUCUUGAUGAAAUGGAUGAUGAUGAAAUAACUCAACCCGUUGAAAAGGUGGAAAUUGAUAUAGCACUUUCUGCACAUGCAAAUGCUCGAAGGUGGUAUGAGCAAAAGAAGAAACAGGAGAGUAAACAAGAAAAGACACUUACAGCUCAUGCAAAGGCUUUUAAGGCUGCUGAAAAGAAGACACGUCAGCAACUUUCUCAGGAAAAAUCUGUUGCAGCAAUUUCACAUAUACGAAAAGUGCACUGGUUUGAAAAGUUCAAUUGGUUCAUAAGCAGUGAGAAUUAUUUGAUUAUUAGUGGACGUGAUGCUCAACAAAAUGAAAUGAUAGUCAAACGUUACAUGUCAAAAGGAGAUUUGUAUGUCCAUGCAGAACUACAUGGAGCUUCUAGUACUGUGAUUAAAAAUCACAAACCUGAUAACCCUGUACCCCCUCUCACAAUAAAUCAAGCAGGAUCUUUCACAGUCUGCCAUAGUCAAGCAUGGAACUCAAAGAUUGUUACUAGUGCAUGGUGGGUAUACCCUCACCAGGUCAGCAAAACAGCUCCUACUGGUGAAUAUCUUACAGUUGGUAGUUUCAUGAUUAGAGGGAAGAAAAACUUUCUUCCACCUCACCCUUUAAUCAUGGGAUUUGGCAUUCUAUUCCGGUUGGAUGAAACCUCACUGGGGUCUCAUCUGAAUGAGAGAAGAGUAAGGGGUGAAGAGGACGGAAUCAAUGAUUCCGAAGACAGUGAGCCUUUCAAAGAGUUAUCCGAUUCCGGUUCCGAGAAUGAAGCACCCGAUUCGGAAUAUCCUGUGAACGUUUCCGAUUUACCAACAGAUAACCAAAAAAUGACGGAGUUACCCUCGGAAGCCAGUUCCGUUCCUGAAAUUACCACCUCUGAUAUCAAUACUACCAAUUCCCAAGAAAUUUCUGUUCCUACUGUGUCCCCUGAACUUGAGGAUCUUCUUGAUAAAGCUCUGGAGCUUAAAUCUGGUGCCACGUCAGCGAAAAAGUACGGGCUUCAAGCUUUAGAAAUGGAGCCUGAAAAUAGUAAUCAAGAAGAGAAAAAAGGAACACUGAGGGAAAAAGCGUAUGUUUCAAAAGCUGAAAGAAGAAAGCUGAAGAAAGGUCAAACACAUAGUGAAGGUGAAGAUGGUGGUCAAGUAAAAAAAGAAGUGGAAAAGAAAAAGGAAAUUGUAAAUCCUCCACAGAAAGAGAAAGAUGUUCAGAAUGUAAAUGGUGGUGGGAAAGUGAGCCGAGGGCAAAAGGGUAAACUUAAAAAGAUGAAAGAAAAAUACGCGGAUCAAGAUGAAGAAGAAAGAAAAAUCCGUAUGGCUUUACUUGCGUCUGCUGGAAAAGCUAAAGUGAAUGAACAAGAGGCACAAACCGAAGAAGAGAUAAAUACAACUACAAGCAAAGAGUUGAAACCUUUAGACGCAGGGAAUGAAGAUGCUCCAAAAAGAUGUUAUAAGUGUAAAAAAGUAGGACACCUGGCUAAAGACUGUAAGGAACAUUCAGAUGCAGUUGCUGCUGCAAAUGGUAGGAAUGGAGAAAAUGAGACACUCAAUGAAGCUGAGAAAAUUGCAAUGGAAGAAGAUGAUAUAAAGGAGAUUGGUGAAGAUGAAAAAGAGAAACUAACAGAUGUUGAUUAUCUCACAGGGAUUCCUUUACCGAAUGACAUUCUUUUGUAUGCUGUUCCUGUUUGUGCUCCUUAUGCGGCUUUACAGUCAUACAAAUAUCGUGUCAAGAUUAUCCCUGGAACAGCAAAGAAAGGAAAAGCUGCGAAAAUGGCGAUGAAUUUGUUUGGUCAUAUGCCGGAAGCGUCUCAAAGGGAGAAAGAGUUGAUGAAGGCGUGCACGGAUCCCGAGCUUGUGGCUGCUAUUAUUGGGAAUGUUAAAGUUUCUGCUGCGGGGCUUAAUCAACUGAAGCAGAAGCAAAAGAAAGGAAAGAAAGCUGCUAGCAAGCAAAAUUAAGUUUUGUUUUUGUUUCUUUUUGAUCAUAUAUUGCUGUAAAUGUGAAAGUAGAGUGUAAAGAAAGAUGUGAAAGUAGUUUUGGGCAGAUGAUAACGUUUCAAAUUGUUUUGAAUGAGCGAUCUUUUCUAGAUUACAA
Messenger RNA from Lactuca sativa (garden lettuce), 3637 nucleotides. RefSeq names its product zinc knuckle (CCHC-type) family protein. Gene Ontology annotation, molecular function: ribosomal large subunit binding; tRNA binding; zinc ion binding. The record is from RefSeq and is a predicted model, not a curated record. Gene Ontology annotation, biological process: rescue of stalled cytosolic ribosome; ribosome-associated ubiquitin-dependent protein catabolic process. Lineage: Eukaryota; Viridiplantae; Streptophyta; Magnoliopsida; Asterales; Asteraceae. Gene Ontology annotation, cellular component: RQC complex.